Messenger RNA from Mercurialis annua (annual mercury), 396 nucleotides. RefSeq names its product zinc finger BED domain-containing protein RICESLEEPER 2-like. The record is from RefSeq and is a predicted model, not a curated record. Bases 1 to 396 code for a protein of 131 amino acids. The transcript is spliced from 2 exons. NCBI's taxonomy places the organism in Eukaryota, Viridiplantae, Streptophyta, Magnoliopsida, Malpighiales, Euphorbiaceae. Gene Ontology annotation, molecular function: protein dimerization activity.
AUGCCCCCACCUGCUAAGAGGCAUACUUCUUUAAUGAAAGCCAAAUUUGCUGAGCAUAAUAAGGGGCAUGCUGAAACUGGGCCAAGGAAAUCUGAGCUGGAAACUUAUUUGAAUGAGGCCCCUGUUGAGAGUGAGUGGAAGCUUAAUGCUGGAAGAUUUCCAAUCCUUUCGAGGAUGGCUCGAGAUAUCCUUGCUGUCCCAAUUUCUACAGUAGCCUCUGAAUCUGCAUUCAGCACUUCUGGCAGAGUGCUUGACUGUUUUAGGAGUUCAUUAACUCCAAGAAUUGUGGAAGCCUUAGUAUGCACUCAGGACUGGCUCAGAGCUGAAAAUAUUCCUCUUGUCAUUGAAGAAUGUCUUGAUGAGCUUGAGCCUUUUGAACAAGAUUUGCCAAAAUGA